Molecule: messenger RNA, 2050 nt
Organism: Lingula anatina
Lineage: Eukaryota; Metazoa; Brachiopoda; Lingulata; Lingulida; Lingulidae
Product: UDP-glucuronosyltransferase 1-2-like
Molecular function (GO): UDP-glycosyltransferase activity
Source: RefSeq, a predicted model, not a curated record
AUGGACUGUAUACCCACGUAUCUCUCUAGCAAUAUGAUGCCGUACCCAUUGUAUGUAGUAGUAUGGGUGGCACUGCUGCACGGGAGAAGCGCCUGCCUCGGUGCUAAGAUAUUCAUGUUGCCGUACACGCAGGUGUUCAACUCCCGGACGCUGAACAUGGAGAAAAUCGCCCGUCUUCUCACUGACCGCGGUCACUCGGUCACAAUGAUGGUGGCUGACCACUACAAACCACGGACAAACAUCGACGGCGUGUCGCUGGUCAGAUUUGAGACACCCAAGCUGGAGGUGAACAAAGCGGGGGAGCUGGCCUUGGAUACGACCAUGAGCUCUGUUUACGAGGGUCUCGAGAAGAUGAUGGCGGCAAUGGACGAGAUGGAAGAAGCUUUCUGCCAUUUUUUAUUAAGAAACGAAACCAGGUUGCAAGAAUUGAAAGCGACCAAUUUUUCUUUGUUUCUCUUUGACUUGGUCAAUUUGGGAUCUGGUCCCGUACUAAACGACUUUUUAGAAAUCCCGUCCAUAGCAUACUCCAAUUUAGGAUUCUGGGACCCGUGGCACGUGUUUCGCCAGCCGGUGUUUAAGUCCUUCACACCGGCCAUUCCCGGGGGCUACUCCGACCACAUGACGUUUUGGGAAAGACUCCACAAUGUCGACAUAGAAAACGAAGUCAAUGAUUGGUUAGACAAGAAAAUAGAGCGCACGGAUGCCAUGGUGUUGGAGUAUUUUCCAAAGAAACCUUGGCCCCCUAUGAAGAGAGCAUUUGAAAGAGUUUCUCUGAUGAUUGCCGCCAAUGUCGACUUCGCUCUGGAUUAUCCCAGACCCGUGAUGCCUCACGUUAAACCAAUCUCUGGACUUCUUUGGACACCACCCAAACCUCUGCCGAAGUUUUACCAAGACUUAAUGGCGUCUGGGCGUCAUGGCGUUGUCGUGAUGAGUUUCGGUACCUUAGUAGCAGAACUGACCGAGGGGAUGGCGGAGGGCAUCGCAAAAGUGUUCGCCAGACUACCUCAAACUGUCAUCUGGAGAUACAAGGGACCUGUUCCGAAGUCUCUUGGGAAAAACACGCACUUGGUCGAUUGGUUUCCACAAAACGACAUUCUUUCACAUCCUGCCACGAAACUCUUCAUCACCCACUGUGGGAUCAGUAGCACGUGGGAAACUCUGUACCACGCCGUCCCCGUUGUGGCUGUCCCGUUAAUUUGGGAUCAGCAUCAGAACGCCAGAAAACUCACAGACAGGUGCAACAUUGGAGUAUCCCUCAGCUUUUUAACAUUCACUGAGGCAGACUUCGAGAGCGCCAUACAAACAGUUCUUAACAACAGGACAUACAAGGACAACGCCGUUAAAAUGUCCGAGCUUUUAAAGGACCAACCCAUGUCGGGGCAAGACCAAUUGCUGUUUUGGAUAAACUAUGUUAUACGUCACAAUGGGACUCUUCAUUUUCACUCCCAAGCUUCCUACAAUCUUAACUGGUGCCAGUACUUCUUAGUUGACAUUAUUGCCUACAAGAUAGCAGUUAAAUGUUUACACUACAUCUUUGUGUUAGUUUGUGCUAUUAUGUUUUGGAAAUUGCUAAAAUACACAUGGUUUUUAUAUUCUAAACAGAAGAAAAAAACAGUCUGACAUAAAUACUGCAUAUAUUUUAUUCCACGAAUUUAAUUCGUUUGAUGGCACAUACAAAAAUAUACACUUUCCCAAAAAUAGCAUAGCAAAUUUAGCUCAUUGGCUUAACUGAAUAUAUAUAUAUUAUAUAUAUAUCAAAGAACAUCAAUUUGUUUUAACAAGUAGAAAAUUUAUUGGCAUAUGCCGAACUAUUCUAUCAUGACAAUUAAUCCAAAAUUUAAACUAAUUUGCAUCUUUUGAUAAUCCAUAUAAAGGCAUUCUCUCUCAAACAUAUCUUGAACCAGCCCAAGUCAAAGGCACACAAUAACAUUUAUAGUUUUUUACAAAAAAUAAAUCUGAUGCAUAAUUAUGUAAAUGCCACUCAAUUUCAGUCAUUUAAAUCUGACAAUCUCUGGCAAAAAUGAUCAAUUAUAUUGGUUUUUUAUUGAAA